UUUUCACCUUCCUCCUUUGUUUGUAAGGUCCAUGUUGGGAUCUGGAGCCUGGAGAGAUUUCAAAGAGAUCUGGGAGGGAUGAAAUCUCCAAUCCUGGGGCCAGGUUUUUGGAAUGGCCAGGAGGCUGAUUGCACAGGUGUGUGCAGGCCUUUUCAGAGAGUCAGGACCAGGGUUCUGGGCUCCACCCCGGCAGCUAGGAGUCAGCAGGUCCUCCACCCCGGCAGACUGGAGGCUCCACCCCGGCAGACGGGAGGUCUCUGCCUUGGAGUCAGGUGGAAGCCAGACUAGCUGUGUGCUAGUGCCAUAUUUUGGGAAGAGUCUGCAGGAGGCAGACUUAAAACUGUGUACAAGCCAGGAGGCUGAAUAUGAUUUGCUUGAGGUUGGAUACCCCUGCGUAGGAAGCAUUUGUGUUUCUUGAACUUUCUUGUAAAUAAAAGUGGGCAAAAAAGCCCUUAAAAGAAGCGAGUUGCUGUGUGCUUUGAAGAAGCUCUACCACGUUGAAGCGAGUUCCCACAUAUGGUGGAGGAUGCGGGCAGAAGAUCCCUGCGAUGAAGUAAGUUCAUCAGUUAUAUGAACUGUUUGGUGCAUAUG
Molecule: messenger RNA, 591 nt
Organism: Staurois parvus
Lineage: Eukaryota; Metazoa; Chordata; Amphibia; Anura; Ranidae
Source: the annotation of a GenBank genome assembly